UGUGAAGGUGAAUGUAUGCCCUGUUCCCCAUGCACAUGACUCCGCUCUCUCUCUCUUGAGUGUCGAGUAUAUUUAUAGGAGUAGUGAUCAGCAGCAGAAUUUGGUAAAGCAGUUGUAGAUAGAAGAAAAUGGUGUCUAGAGUGGAAGAAGCCAUGAAGAAGAAGCAGCAGCAACAGCAAGAAGUGCAAAAGCAAAUACAAUGCAACAAAGGAAAAGUUUCCAAGUUCAAGAGAAGCACUUCCAAUCUUGAAGAGGAUGGUGCUUCCUCUGCCAUUCUCUUGCUUGCUUGUAUUGCCUGCACCCCCUCCUACAUAUUGGCAUGAUAUAUAUAUGAACUUCUCAAGAUCUAUCUCUGUUUCUUUCUAUAUGUUUUAUAGGUAGUCUUUAUUGAAUAUGAAUAUUCUAUCAAAUGUAUUAGUUACCUGUUUUGAUUAAUAAGAUUAGUUGCCAGAUACAUAUUAUCAGGAGUUA
Messenger RNA from Tripterygium wilfordii, 471 nucleotides. RefSeq lists its product as uncharacterized. The record is from RefSeq and is a predicted model, not a curated record. The transcript has a single exon. Lineage: Eukaryota; Viridiplantae; Streptophyta; Magnoliopsida; Celastrales; Celastraceae. Bases 129 to 323 code for a protein of 64 amino acids.